This is a messenger RNA of Solenopsis invicta (red fire ant), 2010 nucleotides long. It is a transcript of the gene Lfg, whose product is annotated as protein lifeguard 1. NCBI's taxonomy places the organism in Eukaryota, Metazoa, Arthropoda, Insecta, Hymenoptera, Formicidae. The record is from RefSeq and is a predicted model, not a curated record. Gene Ontology annotation, cellular component: membrane. The transcript is spliced from 6 exons. The coding region runs from base 252 to 1235 and encodes 327 amino acids.
UUCGACAUUCGACGUCGUACUUCACUUGAAACGCGUGAACCUGGGUUAGUAGUUUAUCGGGUGUUCGUAACGGCGCGUGAGGUGUGUUGCGUGCGACUGCGUUGUCCGGCCAAAUUAAGCGGCGACCGCGACUAUCGCGAGACACGUCUAACGUGUGUGUAUGUGUGUCACAGCUGCUGUUGACCGGGGAAACGACGGCGGCGAGUAACUAGGGCCCGCGCGUGUGAAACGAGCUAAAACAAAACCAAAAGAUGACAACUUGGCAAGCACCUGGUGCGGGGUUCUAUCCAGGGCAACAAGGUCCAUACCCGUAUCCUCAACAAAAUCCUGGGUAUCCACCACCACAGGAAGGUUAUCCGUAUCCUCAGCAAGUUCCAGGAUAUCCUCCACCUUACUCCGGUGGAAACCCACCAGGACCAGGAUUUAUACCACCGGGUGCCCCGCCGUACGGUGAAGCACCACCACCAGUUAAUCCAGAAUUUGGAGGAAUACCUCCACAAGGUCACCCAGGAAUGUACGGGUCUGGUUAUGGGGAAGAUCCUAUGCAGGAUGAAGUCAAAGGAUUUGAGUUCAAUGACAAAACUAUUAGAAAUGGCUUCAUUAGAAAAGUCUACAGCAUUCUCAUGUGUCAGUUGGUUAUCACACUCGGGAUGAUUUCUCUGUUCCUUUAUCAUCAACCGACACAGCGAUGGGUUCAGAGUCACAGAGAAGUAUUUUGGAUUGCUUUCGCCAUGACUAUCGUUCUGAUCAUAUGCAUGGCUUGCUGUACCAGUGUGAGACGCAAGGCUCCGAUGAAUUUCAUAUUUUUGUUCUUAUUUACAAUUGCGGAAGCUUUCUUGCUAGCUACAGCUGCAUCAACGUAUCAAUCUCAGGAAGUCAUGCUGGCCGUUGGAAUUACAGCAGCAGUUUGUCUAGGAUUGACGAUAUUUGCAUUUCAAACAAAAAUCGAUUUUACCGGAUUGCACAGUGUCUUAUUCGUCGCUGUGCUCAUUUUAAUGAUUUUCGGUAUAAUUACGAUAUUCUGGCACGGAAAAGUUAUUACUUUAGUUUAUGCCUCGCUCGGUGCGCUGAUAUUCUCUCUAUAUCUGAUUUAUGACACGCAAAUGAUGAUCGGCGGAAAACAUAAAUAUUCUGUCUCACCAGAAGAGUAUAUCUUCGCCGCGUUGAGUCUGUAUCUGGAUGUAAUCAACAUCUUCCUAUACAUUUUAACUAUCAUUGGCGCUACGCGAGACUAAUUGAUGUCAAUUAUAAUAUUUUUUUGACUUGUGUUAUAAUUACUAAGAAAUACACAGUCAGUGUCUACUUACCGCCGUCCUGCUCUGGCUCUCCGCAGUUAUUGUCCAGAGAGCACACUGUAGGCGAAUAAACAAUGAAGUAUGAAGAAGGGAUAUUGGCAAGACUUUAAUUUCUACGAAGAUAGCUUUUACAAAUUUUCAAAGAUUAAUAUACACAAACAGCACGCUUGUAUUCAAAGCCUUCUGUCUAGUUCCAUAAGGCAUAAUACAGCAAAGCAUUUCCUGUUAUUUUCGGGAGAAAACCAAAUAUAAAUUCUUCUAACUGCUAAUGUGUAGAAUAGUGUGGGUAUUAUUAUUAUUAUUAUUAUUAUUAUUAUUGUUAUAACAAUGUUCAGUGUUUUUUUUUCUUUGUAUCAUUUUGAGUAAUUACCACCAGAACUGUUUUAUUAUAAAAAGCAAUGGUCAACUUUACAGCAUCGUUUUUUCUUUUAUUCCUUUAAGAGACUUAGAUUUUUCCAAUGUGAUCAAUGAGUGUAUAUGUCUAAUUAAAAGUACGUAAAACCAAUUAUUAAUAUAUAAUUGUUAUAAAUAUAUGUCAUAGUGUAAUAAAAACCAGCAUUAGUUAUAUUUGGACUUGACUAUAUGUAACUCCAGGCAACUUUAAGAGACGCUUAUAUCUUGUUGCCUACAUAUACAUACAUAUAUAUAUAAAAAGUUGAGAUUGUGUUUAUUCUUUGUUCAAAUUUGAAUAAUAAAACAAUUUACUUCUCUGAUA